AUGCUGCGCGGGGGAACGAGCGUGCUGGGGAUCAUCAACUUCAUCACCUUCCUGAUCUCGAUCCCGAUCCUGGGCGGCGGCAUCUGGCUGGCGUCGCGGGCCAACUCCACGGACUGCAUCCGCUUCCUGCAGUGGCCCAUCAUCGUCGUGGGGCUCGUCCUCAUGGUCAUCUCCCUCAUGGGCUUCGCCGGCGCCUGCUACCGCCAGACCUGGCUCCUCCGCCUCUACCUCUUCGCCAUGUUCUUCGUCGUCCUCGCCCUGCUCUUCUUCAUCGUCUUCGCCUUCGCCGUCACCGACCGCGGCGACGGCCAGGUCGUCAUGAACCGCCGCUUCCCCGAGUACCAGCUCUCCGACUACAGCGGCUGGCUCCGCGACCGCGUCGCCGACCCGCAGUACUGGGCCACCAUCAGCGCCUGCCUCCGCGACGGCCACGCCUGCGCCGGCAUGCGGCGCCUCGCGCGGGACCCCAACACCGGCAUGCUCGUGCCGGAGACGCCUGCCAUGUUCUACGGCCGCAACCUCUCCCCGAUUCAGUCUGGAUGCUGCAAGCCACCGACAUCAUGUGCAUUCACCUAUAUGAACGAGACGUACUGGACACAAAACCCUGGUGUGCCGACUGUGAUCAAUGACCCUGACUGCAGCAGGUGGAGCAACGACCAGCAGAUGCUGUGCUUCCAGUGCGACUCGUGCAAGGCUGGUGUCCUCGCAGGCAUCAAGAAGAGCUGGCGCAAGGUGGCCAUCCUGAACAUCGUGGUGUUGAUCAUCCUUGUGAUUGUCUAUGUCGCGGGCUGUGCCGCGUUCCGCAAUGCCAAGAGGAUCGAGAAUGAUGAGCCGAUCGGCAUGGCGCGGAUGACCAAGUCCCAUCCAAGCAGGUUCCAGUUCUAG
Molecule: messenger RNA, 885 nt
Organism: Miscanthus lutarioriparius
Lineage: Eukaryota; Viridiplantae; Streptophyta; Magnoliopsida; Poales; Poaceae
Source: the annotation of a GenBank genome assembly